Rana temporaria (common frog) is the source of this 1730-nucleotide messenger RNA. RefSeq names its product ras-related protein Rap-2c-like. The transcript has a single exon. Gene Ontology annotation, molecular function: GTPase activity; GTP binding. Bases 549 to 1190 code for a protein of 213 amino acids. Lineage: Eukaryota; Metazoa; Chordata; Amphibia; Anura; Ranidae. The record is from RefSeq and is a predicted model, not a curated record.
CGGCUCAGAUCGUUAGAGAGCUUAGGAUCUUGCUGGAAGGAGGAGUGUGGAGUGUGUUCCUGGAUAAGCAUUGAUUUCCAGUGCAGCGCUGAAGGCAUCUGCUCAUUGAGAAAACCUUCUGAUCAUCUGAAGACCAGUCUGAUCAACUGGAGAACUGUAUGACCAUUAGGAACAAUCUGAGGCUUCGUAUGAGAGACUGAUCCUAAAAAAGACAGACUUCUCUGCAGGCUAAGACCAAGCAAAACUUUUCGCAGCCUAAGACCAAGCAAAACUUUUCGCAGUCUAAGACCAAGCAAAACUUUUCGCAGUCUAAGACCAAGCCAAUCUUCUCUGCAGUCUAAGAUCAAGCAAAACUUUUCGCAGUCUAAGACCAAGCCAAUCUUCUCUGCAGUCUAAGACCAAGCAAAACCUUUCGCAGUCUAAGACCAAGCCAAUCUUCUCUGCAGUCUAAGACCAAGCAAAACUUUUCGCAGUCUAAGACCAGCCAAUCUUCUCUGCAGUCUAAGAUCAAGGCCAAAUUCACUGCAGAUUAAGACCAAGGGUCCAGCAUGUCUAUCUCAGUGUCCAACCCCGGUACCGUGCGUUUGGUCUUCAUGGGAGCUGCCGGUGUGGGCAAGACAGCUCUGAUCCAGCGACUUAUGUGCGACCACUUUGAGCAAAGGCACCAGCGUACAGUGGAAGAGGUAUACUGCCUAGAGCCAGACCCAGAGCUCCUCCGGCUCCGUCUAGAGAUCAUGGACACCAGCGGCAGUUACUCUUUCCCAGCCAUGCAGAAGCUGCGCAUCCAGCAAGGGGAUGCCUUCGCCCUGGUCUUCUCCCUGGCUGACCUGGAGUCUUUCCAGGAGGUCGAGCGGCUGCGGCAAGAGAUCCUGAGGAUCAAGGGGGAGACCGGCGUGCCCAUAGUGGUGGUGGGCAACCAAACUGACCGCUUCCCAGGACUGGAAUGGGAGACCGGGCAGCUGAUGGCGGUGCAGGCUGCCGCCACGGCCGAGCUAGAGUGGGACUGCGGCUACGUGGAGACCUCGGCCAAGGUCAACCACAAAGUGCAGGACGUGUUCGAGGAGCUGCUCCGCAGGGUCAACCUUCCUUUUCUGUUGAGCCCCGCGCUGGAGAGGCGAAGAGCCAGUGCGCAGCCUGAGCCCAGGAAAAAGCAUCCGCGCAGGAAGCAGCAGAACUGUAUCCUGUCCUAGAGGGCUACUUAGACCCAAGAACUGACAAUCAGGUGACGACGUUGCAGUCACUGGCUGCUCCUGAGCGUAAUUCUGACGCAGGUCUUCAGGCAACUUGCAUGCACUCCUGCUGUUGUGCCAUAGAGAACUCUUUAGGCAAUCUGGGACUUGUAGUUCCACAGCAGCUAGCAAACAUCUGGUGCUGGGCAUGUUCUGAGACUGCAUAAUGGACCCGAGGGGUGUUCAGGACUAAAAUAAGACAGGCAUUGUAUUGAGAUGGACAGUGAAGUAAAUGAAUCUCUUCUGAUGGGAUGAAAGAACAGAGAAUGCUGCUUUUUAGUUAUAUUAUUAGAUUCCAAUUCAUUAUUCUAUCUCAUCCUGCACAAUGGAAAAAAAAGCCUGGGACUGUCAAGUGACAUAAAACUGCCAGCAUGCUGGUAAAUCUAUAUGACUGAUACAAUAGAGUUGUUGCAUUCUUUUCUGUUUGCAAAGAUGAUCACAUUAGGUGCUCAAAUCUUUAUUAUAUUUUCAAUAAAAUGUCUUUGGUGACCUUAGAACUGA